Didymosphaeria variabile is the source of this 984-nucleotide messenger RNA. RefSeq names its product serine/threonine-protein kinase HAL4/sat4. The coding region runs from base 1 to 984 and encodes 327 amino acids. The record is from RefSeq and is a predicted model, not a curated record. Gene Ontology annotation, biological process: intracellular signal transduction; protein phosphorylation; intracellular monoatomic cation homeostasis. Lineage: Eukaryota; Fungi; Ascomycota; Dothideomycetes; Pleosporales; Didymosphaeriaceae. The transcript has 2 exons. Gene Ontology annotation, molecular function: protein serine/threonine kinase activity; ATP binding.
AUGGCCAUGAAUCCAGAUCGCAUCAAGUAUCAUGCCAAUGGUGACCAUGAGCACCAUCUCGCCAAUACCGUGAGACUUAACGACAAAGACAGCACCAUAACACGAUUCAUUCAAUGGAUCAAAAAAGGCGACCAGGCCGUGCCGUCCGACCGUGUACCGCUCGCAACCGAUUUCGACACUCUUCCCUCGACUGCCAGCGGUGAAUCGAUAGAGUCGAACUAUGGUCGCUACAAAGAGGUCCUGGCCUGGGGCUCGUCUUCCACAGUCAAAUUGUCCUACAAGCCCGAUCCACACCACGGCCCGAAAGCGUACACUUACGCUGUUAAAGCCUUCCGCCAACGUGCCAACGAGUCACAGACUGCAUACCACAAGCGUGCCUCGGCCGAGUUUUGUAUUGCAACAACCCUUCAGCACAAGAACAUAGUUCACACGAUCGACCUUAUGAACGAUGAUCACGGGCGUAUGUGUCAAGUCAUGGAGUUUUGUGCCGCGGGUGACCUUUGCGCUAUACUUAUAUCUGCAGGAAGGCUUGAUGAAACGGAAGCAGACUGCUUGUUUAAGCAGAUGAUGCGAGGCCUUGCAUAUUGCCAUGGAAAGGGAGUUGCACACCGGGACUUGAAGCCAGAGAACAUACUACUGACGACAACGGGAUGCUUGAAGAUAUCUGACUUUGGAAUGGCCGAGUGUGUGCAAUACGCGUGGGAAAAGACAAGUCAUCGUUCGAAGGGUCUGCAAGGCAGUAAGCCUUACCAAGCACCUGAAGUCUACACCACAGAGCGUUUCGACGCCAGAGCCAUCGACGUUUGGGCCACAGGUGUCAUAUAUGUUGCUAUGCGGACAGCGCAUCUGAUGUGGAGCAAGGCUGAGAGUACGGAUGCUGUAUUUAAGAAGUUCCUGGUGAGUUGCGGGUCAGGUGAAGGGUAUCGACCUAUUGAACAAUUCGAAGGUGUAAGUCGAAAAGUGACCCAGGGCCGAAUCCGCUAA